AUGCCAAUGAGAGCCGAAGGUGAUACAGGUGCUGUCAGGUCAGGAGGUAUUGCCGCAGGUGAUUCAUUCACCCGACGAGAGCAAUCCAUAGAAAAUGUUUGGUUCAGACAACACGAGGUAGACAACAUUAAAAAGAUGAGAGAGAGGUUGAUGGCCCAGAAAAAGCAACUGGCCGACUUCGAACAACAUCUAGACGAAAUGGAAGAGGCUGCUAGGCGGCGGCAAGAAGCCCCCAAUGAAGGGCAAUGA
This is a messenger RNA of Exophiala spinifera, 249 nucleotides long. RefSeq lists its product as uncharacterized. Gene Ontology annotation, cellular component: mitochondrion. The transcript is spliced from 3 exons. Gene Ontology annotation, biological process: negative regulation of ATP-dependent activity. Bases 1 to 249 code for a protein of 82 amino acids. Gene Ontology annotation, molecular function: ATPase inhibitor activity. The record is from RefSeq and is a predicted model, not a curated record. NCBI's taxonomy places the organism in Eukaryota, Fungi, Ascomycota, Eurotiomycetes, Chaetothyriales, Herpotrichiellaceae.